Ictidomys tridecemlineatus (thirteen-lined ground squirrel) is the source of this 3740-nucleotide messenger RNA. The record is from RefSeq and is a predicted model, not a curated record. NCBI's taxonomy places the organism in Eukaryota, Metazoa, Chordata, Mammalia, Rodentia, Sciuridae.
CUGUCCCAAGGGUCACUGCUCACCGAAGCCCUGCUUCACCAAGGACCUAGUACACAGGCUCCCAACUCCCGGCUGUCCUCUUCUUUGACCUCUGCUUAUAGUUUUCUCCAAUCCUCCCUCCCCCACAACAAGUGUCCUGGAGCUAGGGUUCCUUCCCCCACCCCUAACCUAGGACUCCAGAGAUGUGAGAUGUUCUCAGAGCUCUGGGUGGGGACUUCAGGCUCCCCAUUUCCUCCUUCCAGCCCCAGAUCCUCUCAGAUUCCCAGAGAUGGGCUCCAGCCAGGGAGGGUGGGACUGCUCUUGGGACUAUUAGGAGUCACAGGAUGCCAAGGCAGUGACAGAGCUGUGGCAGGAAGCAGAUCUUCACCCAUCUCUGUACCUCCAGCUGACUCUAGUGUGCCAUGUCCCAGCACCUGUUUCUCCCACUUGUGAUCUUCGCCAUCAAUCCCAUCCCAAGAGCCUUCCAGGACUCAGCUCUCAGUCCUACAGAAGAACCUGAAGAUCUGGACUGUGGGCACCCUGAGCCCUCUGCCCGCAUCAUGGGGGGCUCAGACGCUCAGCCAGGAACCUGGCCUUGGCAAGUAAGCCUGCAUCAAGGCAGGGGCCACAUCUGCGGAGGCUCCCUCAUCGCCCCCUCUUGGGUUCUCUCUGCUGCUCACUGUUUCGUGACGAACGGGACCUUGGAGCCCGCGUCCGAGUGGUCGGUGCUGCUGGGCGUGCACUCCCAGGACGGGCCCCUGGAAGGUACACAUGUCCGCUCCGUGGCCGCUAUCCUGGUGCCUGACAACUACAGCAAAGUGGAACUUGGCUCCGAUUUGGCCCUGCUGCGCCUAGCUUCGCCCGCCAAGCUGGGCCCCACCGUGCGGCCCAUCUGCCUGCCGCGAGCCUCGCACCGCUUUGUUCACGGCACCGCCUGCUGGGCCACCGGCUGGGGGGACGUGCAGGAGGCAGACCCUCUGCCUCUCCCCUGGGUGCUACAGGAAGUGGAGCUAAGGCUUCUGGGAGAGGCCGCCUGUCAGUGUCUCUACAGCCAGCCUGGCCCCUUCAACCUCACUUUCCAGCUAUUGCCAGGGAUGCUGUGUGCUGGCUACCCAGAGGGACGGAGGGACACCUGCCAGGGUGACUCUGGGGGACCCUUGGUCUGUGAGGAAGGCGGCCGCUGGUUCCAGGCAGGAAUCACUAGCUUUGGCUUUGGCUGUGGAAGGAGGAACCGCCCUGGAGUCUUCACUGCUGUGGCUCCCUAUGAAACAUGGAUCCGGGAACAGGUGAUGGGUUUGGAGCCUGGGCCUGCCUUUCCCAACCAGCCCCAGGAAUCCCAGACAGGCCCCUGGGAAUCUAGGGAGGAGAACUGCACCAUUGCUCUGCCAGAGUGCGGCAAGGCUCGGCGACCAGGGGUCUGGCCCUGGGAGGCCCAAGUUAUAGUGCCAGGAUCCAGACCCUGCCAUGGAACGCUAGUGUCAGAAAGCUGGGUCUUGGCACCUGCCAGCUGCUUUCUGGACUCGAUCACCUCUGAUAACCCACCCCGCGACCUCGACUCCUGGCGGGUACUGCUGCCCUCACGUCCGCGCUCGGAGCGGGUGUCGCGCUUCGUACCGCACGAGAACGCUACGUGGGACAACGCCUCAGACCUGGCGCUGCUGCAGCUGGACGCGCCCGUGAACCUGAGCUCAGGCCCGCGCGCCGUGUGCUUACCCUACCCGGAACACUACUUCCUGCCUGGGAGCCGCUGCCGCCUGGCUCGCUGGGGCCGCGGGGAACCGGCGCUUGGCCCCAGCGCACAGUUUGAGGCCGAGUUGUUAGGUGGCUGGUGGUGUCACUGUCUGUAUGGCCACAAGGGGGCGUCCGUGCCGCUGCCGGGACAGUCACCUCACCAACUCUGCCCCUCCUACCAGGAGGAGGAGGAGCCGGGCCGCUGCUGGAAUGACUCUCAUUGGAGCCUUAUGUGUCGGGAGGAGGGGACCUGGUUCCUGGCUGGAAUUGGAGACUUCUCCAGUACCUGUCUCCGUCCCCGAGCCUUCUCCCCACUGCAGACCCAUAGCCCAUGGAUCAGCCAUGUAACUCGGGGAGCCUACCUGGAGGAACAGCUAGCCUGGGACUGGGGCCCUGAUGGGGAGGAGACUGAGACCCAGACCUGUCCCCCACACACAGAGCAUGGUGCCUGUGGCUUGCGACCUGAGGCAGCUCAGAAGGGAAUGCUAUGGCCCUGGCUGGCAGAGGUGCAUGUGGCUGGGGAUCGAGUCUGCACUGGGAUCCUUGUGGCCCCAGGCUGGGUCCUGGCAGCCACUCACUGUGUCCUUAGGCUAGGCUCUUCAAUAGUGCCCCACAUUGAAGUGUAUCUGGGCAGGGCAGGGGCCAGUCCCCUCCCACACGGCCGCCAGGUAUCCCGAAUGGUCAUCAGCAUUCACCUGCCCCGGCACUUGGGACUUGGGCCCCCUCUGUCCCUCCUGGAGCUGAGCUCCCGGGUAGAGCCUUCCCCUUCAGCCCUGCCCAUCUGCCUUCACCAAGGGGGUGUCCCCCCAGGGGCCAGCUGCUGGGUGCUGGGCUGGAAGGAUCCCCAGGACCGAGUCCCUAUAGCUACUGCUGUCUCCAUCUUGACACCACGGCUCUGUCACUGCCUCUAUCAGGGCAUUCUGCCCCCUGGGACUUUCUGUGUCCUAUAUGCAGAAGGGCAAGAAGACAGGUGUGAGGUGACCUCAGCACCUCCCCUCCUAUGCCAGACUGAGGGAGGCUCUUGGGUUCUCAUGGGCAUGGCUGUCCGAGGGAGUCAGGAGCUGUUUGCAGCCAUUGGCCCUGAAGAAACCUGGAUCUCCCAAACAGUGGCGGAGGCCCACUUCCUACCCUCUAGUGGCUCCCCAUAUUGGCCCGCUACAGGCAGUGACCUCUGUCCCCCAGAGUUGGCAGGGGCCUCAAGCUCCCCUAAGGCUGCUGCUUUGAUCCUGCUGUUACUGAUUCCCCUGAUCCAGGAUUGAGAGGACCUUGCUUCAUGAGCCACUUCCCCUUCUCUUCCCACCACUCAGCAUGCCUGGAAUGUAGUCUAACCUGCUAAAGCUCUCCCAGGCCUGGAGAGGGCCUAUCUAUCUAGACUGCAGCAGCUUUGGAUAAUUGGGCCUCAGUGCUAUUUUGGGCCCAGGAAUCCUUGGGGGUGGCAAAGGAGCAGACAAUAAAGGUGUAAACACAGACAUGUGGCCUGUGACAUCACUAGGGGCAGGCUGAGGGGCUGAGAGCAACUGGGCUAAGAGGGAAACACAGGAAUAGGGCUCCUCCCUCUAUGGGCAUCAGUUGAGUCAGGUCUCGGGCGCCCAGGAAAUGUGUCCCUGAUAACGUGGCAGCUGUUCCCUCAUUCCUUCCCCAGGGCGGGGGAGUUUAGGUGGCCAGCUGAUUGUGUGUCACCUCCCCAGUGGAAUUAGUGUCCCUAGCACCUGCAGCAUAUUUUGGCCCUAGACAGUGCCCUGAGGCCCCUCCUGCUUGAGUUGGACAGACUUAGGGUAGGAGAGCCAGCCCCUAAUACAUACACUGAUGAAUGAUGCCUCAAAGCGUUCAUCUCCAGUCCCCAGCAUACAGAUGACCCCAGCACACAGACCACUCCAGCACACAGACAACCCUUAUACAGGGUCCACCACUUGUAUAUCCAUGCUCAGUGCCCCUAGGAUUUGGGCCCCUUUUAUGUAAAUUCUACCACCUCAUCCCUGACUAAUGUACAUCCCUGAAUUAAUUCAACCAUAUUCCCUGCUAACUACCAA